Messenger RNA from Diabrotica balteata, 1693 nucleotides. The record is from the annotation of a GenBank genome assembly. Lineage: Eukaryota; Metazoa; Arthropoda; Insecta; Coleoptera; Chrysomelidae.
CGAAAAAAAUGGUUGACAUUAGUUUUUGAUGAAAAGUCCUAUGGUUAACGACGUUUAAGAGAAGAAAAAAAUAACCUAGUAUAGCACAGUUUGUUGAGAUAUUGUUUUUAUUUUUGGCAAAUUUUAAUUUUGUCAUGUGUUUACAAAUAAUCUGUACUAAUUCAAAUGUAACACUGUAUUAAAAAUUAAGAUAUGAAAAUGGCAGAGUUUCAUUUUAAGUAUUACACACAAGAUGACAUCAAGUUUAUUGAUGUUACAGAGAAUAUAGAACCUGUUAUUACAUCCAAUUACCUAGAACAUUUUCUAGAUCAUAUAAAAGAAACUUUUAUAUCUAAGUCAAACGGAUCGCUUUAUAGGAUCCAAGCUAGCAAUGGUGCCAUAAAAUUGUUGGAAAAACAUUUAUACAUGAAUUCAGAGCAAACUGAAGCAGCUCAAAAGUUAGUUAUGGAACUCUAUAGGUGUUUAAGAAAUUGUGUAACAAACAAAACAACACAAGAUUAUGUUGCUGAAGAGACCAACAUUUUAGUAUUUACAAAAUCUUAUGUUGGAAAAUUAUAUGAAGACCAUUUAUGCCUAAAAAUCAUAUUACAGUUUUUAAUAAACUUAAUAUCAUCAAAUUCUGAAGUAACUAGAAAAGUACAUGCAAAUUUUUCUGAUGUAUUUAGUAAAAUAAUAGAAAACAAGUGGUGUUUGUAUGAAAGUGCAGCACUCAUUUAUAAUUCAGCAUUAGUAGUACCACCAGAUGUAAUUUCAAUCAAGUGUAUGUUUCAAUUAGAUGAAAAGAAUAGUGAAAUUGAAUAUGUCUUAUUCUUUUUUGAAAAAUAUAUUAGUUCUAACAUUUGCUGGGAAUUAUAUAACAGUUUUGAAAUUAGACAUAAAAUAAUUAUAUUAGAAACAUUAAGGUAUCAACAGAUUAAAAAAAUACAAUAUUUCUUACCUGAUUCAGGAAUUGAUGUAAUCGUAAGUGGCUUUUUAAAGAGUCCAGAUAUAUUUUUUAAAAUAAGCACAGACACUGCCCAACAGGAAGUUAGAAUAGUAUCGUUACUUUUGUCAAUUAUAUCCUCUUGUUCUAGUAUAGAUGAAUAUAUUGUCAAAUUACAACAAAAUAAAAAUAUUUUAGUAACAGCAGCAGCAUUACUGAUUAAUUUUCACAAAUUAGGUAAAGAAGGUGAUAAUAUGUUUAAACCUGUACAGAAGUUAUCUUAUAGUCAAGGAGAUGAAACUGAGAAUCCUGUGUUUGGACUGAAGGCCGAUUUAAUUCAGCUGAUUGGAAAUUUGUGCUGGAAAAAUAAUGAAAUGCAAAAUUUGGCACGUGAAGCAGAGAUAAUUCCAGUUAUUUUAGAUUGCUGUAAUAUGGAUGCUAAUAAUCCUUUUAUCAUACAAUGGUGUAUCUUUGCUAUCAGAAAUUUUUGUGAGAACAAUCCAGAAAAUCAGAAAUUUAUUGCAGGACUACACAAAAGAGGAACCGUAUCAUCAAGUGUUUUAGAAUCGUUUGGAAUGACACUUCACGGCGACGAAGACAGCGAGCUUAAGAUUGUUCCCCUAGAUGCUUUAAAAAACGAAUCAGAGUAAAUUUGAUAUGAAUAUGUUACAUGUUUUGUACAAAAUACCACAAAAAUUGUAAAUCGGAACGAAACGUCAAUAAAAAACAAUAUUUUUCAGUUUAUAUGGAAUUUCUCUGAUAAGACAUCUU